CCCUGACACAUAGUCCCCCUCUUUUCCAGAUAACCUCCUGCCGCCAUCAUGGUGCGCAUGAACGCCCUCGCAGACGCGCUAAACGCCAUCAACAAUGCCGAGCGCCGCGGCAAGCGCCAGGUGCUGCUGCGGCCCUGCUCCAAGGUGGUGGUCCGCUUCCUCACCGUGAUGAUGAAGCACGGCUACAUCGGUGAGUUCGAGAUCAUUGACGACCACCGCGCCGGCAAGAUCGUGGUGAACCUGACGGGUCGGCUGAACAAGUGCGGAGUCAUCUCCCCCCGGUUCGACAUCAAGCUGACCGACAUGGAGAAGUGGUGUAACAACCUGCUGCCCUCCAGACAGUUUGGUUACAUCGUGAUGACCACAUCGGGCGGUAUCAUGGACCACGACGAGGCCCGGCGGAAACAUCUCGGCGGCAAGAUCCUCGGCUUCUUCUUCUAAAACCGUGCCCCGCGCCACUGUGCCCUGCCUGACGUACAAAUACACACAGACUGGGCGCA
This is a messenger RNA of Amphibalanus amphitrite, 500 nucleotides long. Its product is annotated as 40S ribosomal protein S15a. Gene Ontology annotation, molecular function: structural constituent of ribosome. Gene Ontology annotation, biological process: translation. The record is from RefSeq and is a predicted model, not a curated record. Gene Ontology annotation, cellular component: cytosolic small ribosomal subunit; ribosome. Lineage: Eukaryota; Metazoa; Arthropoda; Thecostraca; Balanomorpha; Balanidae. Bases 49 to 441 code for a protein of 130 amino acids. The transcript is spliced from 3 exons.